Molecule: messenger RNA, 1830 nt
Organism: Synchytrium microbalum
Lineage: Eukaryota; Fungi; Chytridiomycota; Chytridiomycetes; Synchytriales; Synchytriaceae
Exons: 7
Coding region: 1-1830 (609 amino acids)
Biological process (GO): entrainment of circadian clock by photoperiod; circadian regulation of gene expression
Cellular component (GO): cytoplasm; nucleus
Molecular function (GO): DNA binding; FAD binding
Source: RefSeq, a predicted model, not a curated record
AUGAGUAAAACGAUUGUCUGGUUUCGGAAAUCGCUUCGAGUACACGACAACCCAGCGCUGCUUCAAGGAUCUCUGAACUGCCAGAACCUCUAUCCAAUUUUCUGCUUUGAUCCACAUUAUGUAUUUGAACGAGCUAUCGGUGUCCGCCGCUGGAUAUUCUUGCUCGAAGCUCUACGAGACCUCGAUGCAAAUCUACGUAAAGUCAAUUCUCGACUGUACGUGUUCCGAGGAGAUCCAAUAAAAGCCAUGCCAACCAUUAUGGCUGAACUUGGUAUCAAUCACAUUGCUUACGAAAUUGAUACGGAUACAGAAUACGCAGUCAUGCGUGACAAGAAGGUCGACGAAAUCGCUAAAGGUAUGGGUGUUAAAGUUACUGCGGUACUGGGCCAUACCAUGUAUGAUGCAAAGGCUGUUGCCGCCAAAAAUGGUGGUAAGCCUCCUAUGACGUACCAGAGCUUCUUAAAGGCCAUAUCAUCCAUGCCUGAUCCACCAACCCCUCUCACGAUGCCGACACGUCUACCUCCACCAGCACCAAUCGACAUGAUGUCUGAGUCAGUUCCUCUCCCUGUGCAUAAAUCGGAGCUUCCACCAACUCGAGACACGACUGAUAUUGAAGCUCAGAAGAAGCUCUUUGCAUCACUUGCUGGUCCAAAUGGCAACUUUGAUGUCCCAACAUUGGAGGAAUUGGGAUUGGUUGAACCGCCAGUAGGUGAACGGUCGCCUCAUAGAGGUGGUGAGUCUGUUGCUUUGAAGCUACUUGAUGCUUUUAUUGCCCAGAAGAAACGAGUCGCCAAGUUUGAAAAGCCGAAGACAUCUCCAGCUGCAUUUUAUCCUAAUGCUGACACGACAGUUUUGAGCCCACAUCUCAAGUUUGGAAGCCUGUCGUGUCGCCUAUUCAGAACCAAAAUCCUCCAAGUAUACCGCGAAGAAAAGUCCCACAGCCAGCCUCCAACGUCACUCUUGGGACAGCUACUAUGGCGUGAAUUCUACUAUGCCGUCGCAGCCUUAACACCGAAUUACUCAACCAUGGCCAAUAACAAGGCUUGUCUAUAUAUCCCCUGGCGAGACACUAGCAAGGAUGCAACAGCAGCUGCUCACUUGAAAGCAUGGUCUGAAGGAAAGACAGGCUUUCCAUGGAUUGAUGCCAUUAUGAGACAACUAGCCAAGGAAGGAUGGAUUCAUCAUUUAGCAAGGCAUUCAGUUGCCUGCUUUUUGACUCGUGGUGAUUUAUGGAUUUCGUGGGAGCGUGGUGUUGAGGUUUUUGAUGAGCUGUUGCUAGAUAGUGAUCCAAGUCUGAAUAUUGGAAAUUGGUUGUGGCUGUCUGCAUCUCAAUUCUUCCACACAUACUACCGCGUUUACUCACCAAUCGCAUUCGGCAAACAAUACGACAAGGAAGGCAUCUUCAUCAAACGAUACGUCCCAGAACUAUCCAAGAUGCCUGAAAAAUACAUCUUUACACCGUGGCUAGCACCAAUCGACGUCCAGCGUAAAGCUGGUUGUAUAAUCGGAGUCGAUUACCCGAAACCAAUUGUAGAGCACGAUGUAGCUAGUAAAGCAAACAUGGCUAAAAUGAAGGAGGCCUAUGCCAAAAAGAUUUAUGGCUGGACGGGGAAUGAGGUUCAUGUUGCUAGUAAUCCGGCUAUGGGAGUAGAGAGUAAAGAAGGUGGUAAUGAUGGUGGUGAUAGUAGUGAAGAGUCGCCUGAUGAUGGUGAACGUGAUGGUGCGGAAGGAUCGGAUGAUGAGUUUGAUCCGGUGGUUAGGAAGCGUAGGAGGCAUAUGAGUGCAGUGUCUGAACAACGUGCUGCCAAACGUCCGAGAAAAACAAAGUAA